GUAGGUGGUGCUCUUAACUUUUACUGUAUGGACUCUUGCUCAGUAGCAUGGGAGAAGAGGAAGGACUACAUCAAACACAAUUACUGGACACAAUGUUUGUGAGAGGAUUGAAGAGAAAGUGUUUUGAUGGUGAAGAAGAUAUUGAAGGAACUCUGGCUGGUAUUAAGGCUAUUCCUUCAUAUAAUCUGCAGCGGCAGUCCCUUCUAGAUAUGUCCUUGGUUAAACUUCAGCUGUGUCACAUGCUGGUAGAGCCCAACCUUUGUCGUUCGGUGCUUAUCGCCAACACGGUACGGCAGAUCCAAGAGGAAAUGACUCAAGAUGGGACUUGGCAGAUGAUAAAUACACAGAGUACAGGGCAGGCGCCGCUGGACCGUCUGGUUUCUACAGAUAUCCUCUGCCGUUCGUCUAGGGAACCAGCUGAGGGAAAGCAUGCUCCAGGCUAUAGUACUUUCAGUAAAGACUUUGAGGGUGGCCAGGCACAAGACAGCUCAGAAACUAUGUCAACAGCCUCUUCAGUGCAAGCUCCAAGAAACCUGCAGAGCAAUGUGUGGGAAAUGGAGAAUCCACAAGAAAAUAAAGGAAACUUUCAAAAGUCAUUAGAUCAAAUAUUUGAGACACUAGAGAAUAAAAGUCCUAAUUCUGUUGAAGAUCUCUUUUCAGAAGUUGACAAUUCUUACUAUGAUCUUGAUACUAUGCUAACAGGCAUGAUGAGCAACACAAAAAUGGGACACUGUGAUGGGCUUGAAACGUUUUCUUCUACAACAACUACGGCUUCUAACUCAAAUUGUAAAUCUGAUCUGAAUGAGCUUGAUCAUAUUGUGGAAAUCCUUGUGGAAUCCUGAAACUCUGUGCAGGAGAUAACGAUCUGUUAAUGGGAAAAGACUUGAGAGAGCUAUUUCCACAGUUUGGUCUAGCAAAUCUGCACGUGUAUUUUACAAAUAGCUAUAUAUUAUAUAGAUCUAUAUAUUAAAAAGCACUUCAUAUUGCAAAAUAGUGUUAACUCUUAAAGUUAACUUGCAACUUGUAGUGUAAUAAUCUGAUUUAUUGUCCAUUGAACUCUAAGUACAUAUAGUAAAUAUUUUUAAGUUUGAGGUCCAAGGCUCUUGAAAUUGGAUUCCUUUUACCAAUUUGGUUUGGCCUUUGAUGGAGGAUACACUCAGUGAGAGGGAUUCUCUCAUCUUUCUUACACUUCUCCCAGUAAAAAUGGUAGUAAAUAUAGAAGCUGGAUAACUGGUUUCCUAUUUUCCUCCAGUUUCCACUUUGGUACACCACAAAGCUCCCACCUUAUCUGCCAUUUCUGUUCCAAGUUGCUCCAUGGCUCUCGAAGAGCAAUAUGCAAUAGUUCUGUUAUCCUAGAUAGCUUGUUCUGGUUUUUGCUACAAUUUUUACUUCAAAAAUAGUUUUAAAGUGUUUAUUGGUGUUUAGAUUUUUUCAGGUAUUUUCCUAAAAUAUAUUUUUACUACAGAUGUUCUCUCAGCUGCUAACUUAGUAACUUUUGAUCAUAUCUGCAGUUGAUGUAUUUUUUGAAAGAUUUCCAAAAAGGGAUGUUUUUUUUUUUACUGUGAGCUACCCAAUGUAGUUCAGUUAAGUGUAUGUAAAUGUAAAUAUACAAUUUUAUACUUUACAUUAAAAUGUAAGAUCCAUUUUCAUUAUUCUGUUUUACAGAGUAGUACUUUACUAAAUUGAGAAUUGUACUUAUGCUUUUCAUACCCCAUAUACUUGAAUGGCUAUUAGAGGAAGAGCUUCAAUCCAGCUAGAUAAAAUUACAUUUAAUUCAUUUCAGAGCAUACUUUUUGCUAACUACAAAUUACUUAGGUGUUUAUUUAUGUGUAUUUAUAUGUAAAUGUCAUCAAGUGAAUUGUUUAUCACUGAAGUUUACCAUCCAAUAUUUGUUUAUAUGGGAUAACUAUCUUGCACUAAUUACUACAAAAAAGUGUUAUUAGCGGCCUUUAAAUCUCAACUGGUAUGUCACAAUAUCUUGGCAUAAUUAAUAUGCUCCACUCUUACCAAGGGUUUCCUCUUGGCUUGUUUUAAUAACAGAAGAGAACACAA
This is a messenger RNA of Merops nubicus (carmine bee-eater), 2052 nucleotides long. RefSeq names its product cell division cycle associated 4 (gene CDCA4). The coding region runs from base 48 to 842 and encodes 264 amino acids. Lineage: Eukaryota; Metazoa; Chordata; Aves; Coraciiformes; Meropidae. Gene Ontology annotation, molecular function: transcription regulator activity. The transcript is spliced from 2 exons. Gene Ontology annotation, cellular component: nucleus. The record is from RefSeq and is a predicted model, not a curated record.